Molecule: messenger RNA, 1095 nt
Organism: Harmonia axyridis
Lineage: Eukaryota; Metazoa; Arthropoda; Insecta; Coleoptera; Coccinellidae
Gene: Rrp42
Product: exosome complex component RRP42
Exons: 5
Coding region: 198-1049 (283 amino acids)
Biological process (GO): nuclear polyadenylation-dependent rRNA catabolic process; U5 snRNA 3'-end processing; U1 snRNA 3'-end processing
Cellular component (GO): cytoplasmic exosome (RNase complex); nuclear exosome (RNase complex)
Source: RefSeq, a predicted model, not a curated record
AUUUUUAGGUUAAUAUAAACUCCAAAGUUUAUUUUCAAACUUGAUCAUCCUGUUAAAUGGAAAUAGCAAUUUGCUCAAAAACAAUCAUUAAUUGAAUAAAUAUUAAUUGAAGUUAGUUGUUGAAUGAGUCAUUCGAAUAUAAAUAUAUUCCAAUUGAAACUUAUCUAAGAAAAUAUAUUUCUUUUUUAAUAGCGAAAAUGAAUUUGAGCGAAGGCGAAAAAACAUUCAUACUCCACGGGGUUGAGAUGAAUUUUCGAGUAGAUGGUAGAGAAAGAGAGGAUUAUAGACCUAUGGAGUUGGAAUUAGAUGUUGUGUCGCAUGCAUUUGGUUCUGCUAGAUUACGUUUAGCUAACACAGAUGUGUUGGUAGCUGUUAAAAUAGAGGUUGAUACUCCUUUUCCAGAAAGGCCAUUAGAGGGUAAAAUAGAAUUUUUUGUAGAUUGUUCUGCCAAUGCUACUCCAAACUUUGAAGGUAGAGGAGGUGAAGAAUUAGCCAUAGAAUUAUCAAAUUGCCUCUCUUCAGCUUACAGCUCAAAUGAAGUUCUUGAUUUAACUAAACUCUGUAUUCUGAAAGGGAGGAAAUGUUGGAAGCUAUAUGUUGAUAUUCUGUUAUUAGAUGUUGGAGGUAAUUUAUAUGAUGCUGUAUCUAUAGCUGUUAAAUCAGCUUUGUGGAGUACCCAGGUGCCAAAAAUAAAAGCAUUGAAUGUGGAUGGUUCUAAUGUGGAUAUUCAAGUUCUUGAUGAUAUUUACAGUUGCACAAAACUUGAAGCAUCAGGGGCUCCCCUUAUGGUAACUAUUUGUAAAAUAGGUGAAAGAUGUGUAAUAGACCCAGAUGCAGCCGAAGAACAAUGUUCUUCAGGUGCAGUAGUUGUUGCUGUUAGUAGAGGUCACAUAAGCACCGUUUUGCAAACAGGAACAGGAUCAUUUCAUCCAGAUACAUUGAAAGAUAGCUUGAAUCUUGGAGUUAAUAUUGCACAAAAAGUUGAAAAGGUCUUGCUGAAAACCCUUGAAGAAAUCCAGCCAAAUCAGGAUAUAGGAUUCCUGAAGUGAUAUGUUGGCAGUCUGUUGUUAUCAAAAAUAUAUGUAUUUUUUUUCA